AUGGACGAGAAGAAUGUCAUCAUCGUCGGUGCCGGGGUGGCGGGCAUAGCUAUGGCACAUACAUUGAAGCACAAGCUUGGCGUCACGGACUUUGAGAUCUAUGACAAGAGCGGCGGCAUUGGAGGGACUUGGAGAGCGAACACUUACCCUGGGUGUGGUUCGGAUGUGCCAGUACAUUUGUAUUCAUUCAGCUUCAAUCUCAACCCCGACUGGACCCAUGCGUUGGCCGAUCAAGAAGAGAUCUUGCGUUACAUUGAGGCGACUGUGGACAAGUUCGAUCUGCGAUCGCACUUUCGUCUCCGACAGGAGUGUUCCGGAGCCAAGUGGGACGGCAAACAGUGGAUCGUCUCCUUCGUUGACCACAACACUGGCCGAACGACUACCAAGCGAUGCCGGAUCCUCCUGACCGCAGUUGGCGGCUUCUCCAGGCCCAGACGAACGAAGUUCCCUGGAAUGGAGGGGUUCAAGGGCAGGAUCUUUCACACUGCCGAGUGGGACCAUUCCUUUGACUAUACUGGCAAGCGGGUUGCAGUCAUUGGGAAUGGGUGCAGCGCUGCACAAGUCGUGCCAUCAAUUGCACCGGCAGUUCAGAGUCUCACACAGUAUGCCCGAAGCCCACAAUGGUAUCACGAGCGGCCUAACCGGACCUUCUCAACGUUCGACAAAUUCUGCUUUCGUUAUUUGCCGCUCUGGCAGCGAUGGCACCGCCUUGAUCUCUUCCUCCAAACCGACGAACUAGCUACUGUCUACGGCCCCAGCGAAGAGCAGGUCCGAAAGCGAAGAGCGAUCGAAGAGACCGCACGCCAGUACAUCUACAGGGAAACGCCCAAGAAGUAUCACUCGAUCAUUGUGCCAGACUUCCCGCUCGGCUGCAAGCGGCGCAUCUACGAUCCCGGCUAUCUGGAAUCCUUACACCACGAGCAUGUCGAACUUCUUCCAGAAGGUCUGCAAAGAAUGACCGAGAAUGGAAUCGUCAGCGAGAGUGGGGACGAAAGGGAGUUCGAUGCCAUCAUACUUGCCACAGGCUUCGAAGUUUCGGCCUUUCUCACGCCAAUGAAGAUCAUUGGCAAGAAGGGACAGUCGCUCGAGCAUCAAUGGCAGGAGAACAGAGGGGCACAGGCUUACAUGGGAUCUUUCGUUCACAAUCAUCCCAACCUUGCUGUACUCUUUGGGCCAAACACAUUCCCGGCAUUCAAUUCUGUCAUUUAUUCGAUAGAGGUUCAAGUGGAAUACAUUGCACGGACCUUGAUCGAACCCAUUAUGGACGGGUACUCAGACGUCAUCGAAGUCAGGCAGGAAGCGGAAGCCAAGUCUAUCCGAGAGUUGGAUGAGGUCUUGCAGACCACCGUCUUCGCCGCGGGCUGCAGUAACUGGUACAUCAACAAGGCAGGAAGGAAUUCGGCAGCGUGGCCCGGUCUUGCAUCGUCGUACUGGAAAGCCACCUUCUUCACGAAAUGGCAGGACUUUACGAUGGAAGGAGGGUCGAGCACCUGGCUCGUGAAGCAGGGGUGGAGGCGUCUGAAGUACGCUGGCUCUCACGUGCUUCUAUAUGUGGUUGCGACAGCGGCCGCAGCGUACACAUUCCAGCGACCUGCUGUGUUGUCUGCUCUGGUCUCCGGCUGA
This is a messenger RNA of Saxophila tyrrhenica, 1623 nucleotides long. RefSeq lists its product as uncharacterized. The transcript is spliced from 5 exons. Gene Ontology annotation, molecular function: flavin adenine dinucleotide binding; NADP binding; N,N-dimethylaniline monooxygenase activity. Lineage: Eukaryota; Fungi; Ascomycota; Dothideomycetes; Mycosphaerellales; Extremaceae. The coding region runs from base 1 to 1623 and encodes 540 amino acids. The record is from RefSeq and is a predicted model, not a curated record.